Phyllostomus discolor (pale spear-nosed bat) is the source of this 3566-nucleotide messenger RNA. RefSeq names its product trichoplein keratin filament binding (gene TCHP). Lineage: Eukaryota; Metazoa; Chordata; Mammalia; Chiroptera; Phyllostomidae. The transcript has 13 exons. The record is from RefSeq and is a predicted model, not a curated record. The coding region runs from base 149 to 1651 and encodes 500 amino acids. Gene Ontology annotation, biological process: apoptotic process. Gene Ontology annotation, cellular component: keratin filament.
CCACUUGGCCCUCGCGGCGCCCCGUCGCGGGGUCUGUCGCCGGGGCAACAAGCUGGGUAACCGCCGCCUUUGGGAUUAGCGGGUUUAGUUGGGUCCAGCGGAAGCUCGGGCCGGGGGACUCUUUGGAAACUCCGGGGCACAGAGUAACAUGGCACUCCCCACACUGCCCUCCUACUGGUGCAGCCGGAGGCUCCUGGAUCAGCAGGCGGCGCGACAGCGACACCGGGAGCAGGAGGCCCGGCUGCAGCGGCAGUGGGAUGAGAACAGCCGCUACUUUCGGAUGUCGACCGUCUGCAGCUCCAAACAGGCAGAAUGGAGCUCCACGAGGUCCUACCAGCGGAGCAUGCACGCCUACCAGCGGGAGAAGAUGAAGGAGGAGAAGAGGAAGCAAUUGGAGGCCAGACGGGAGAGACUCCAGCAGCUUCUGCUGGAGGAGCAGGACCUGCUGGCCAGGGAACUGGAGGAGCUGAGGCUGAGCAUGAACUUGCGGGAAAAAAAAAUUCGGGAGCAGCACAGGAAUCUCAAGUCAGCCCGGGAAGAGCAGCGGAGACUGAUUGCCGAACAGCUUUUGUACGAACACUGGAAACAGAACGACCCCAAACUGCGAGAGAUUGAAUCGGACCUGCACAAGAGGCACGUGACGGACACUUGGGAGCUGCAGAGAGAGGAGAAAAAGCAGCAAGAAGCCUCGGAGAAGGAGGAGAACACGCGGCAGGAGAACGAGUACGAGACGGCCCGCAGGGAGGCGCUGGAGCGCAUGAGAGCAGAGGAGGAGCGGAGGCAGCUGGAGGAGAAGCUCCAGGCCGAGGCGCUGCUCCAGCAGAUGGAGGAGCUGAAGGUGAAGGAGAUGGAGGCCACCAAACUGAAGAAGGAACAGGAGAAUCUGUUGAAGCAGCGCUGGGAGCUGGAGAGGCUGGAGGAAGAGAGGAAGCGGAUGGCAGCCCUCCGGCGGAAGGCGGAGCUGGGACGCUUUUUGAGACAUCAGUAUAACGUGCAGCUCAACAGACGGGCACAGCAGAUCCAAGAGGAGUUGGAGGCGGACAAGCGCAUCCUGCAGGCGCUCAUGGAGAAGGAGGAGGAGAACCAGCGCGCACACUUGGCCCAGCGGGAGCAGGCGCUGGCCGACGUGGCGUGGAUGAAGCAGGUCCUCGAGGAGCAGCUGCAGCUGGAGAAGGAGCGGGAGGCAGAGCUGCAGAUGCUGCUGAGGGAGGAAGCCAAGGAAAUGUGGGCGAAGAGAGAGGCAGAGUGGGACCGGGAGAGGAGCGCGCGCGACCGGCUGAUGACCGAGGUCCUGACGGGGAGACAACAACAGAUACAAGAGAAGAUUGAGCAAAACCGACGGGCGCAAGAAGAGUCCCUGAGACACAGGGAGCAACUCAUUCAAAACCUUGAGGAGGCACGAGAGUCAGCUCGUCGUGAGAAAGAGGAGAGCGAAGAACUGAAGUCAGCCAGGAAGCAGGAGCUGGAGGCCCAGGUUGCAGAACGCCAGCUGCAGGCAUGGGAAGUGGACCAGCAGGAGGAGGAGGAGGAGGCGGCGGCGAGGCAGGCAGAAGAGCUCAGCAAUGCCCUGCUGCAGCAGGAGGUGGAGAUGAUGGCCAGGCAGGGGUUCCGGCCCAAGCCUCACGGACACCCCAGAAUCGCUUGGAACUGACCUCCGCGGCACUGUGGGCACAGGGGACAGGAUGCCGAGGCCUUCGCCAUGUGGCCGUCAGACAGGUGGACAGCGUCCUGUUCCAGGGUGGGGUCACUGUAAGACGGUUCAGCGGGCCACUCAGGUCCUCAGUUGCACGGAUCGAGGGUCUGGCCAGGCCUCCGGGUGUCGUGGAUGCGCAGCACCCAGCAGGGGGCCCUCUCCUGCCUCAUCACUCAAGAGCGGGGCUCUUCAGGCGCACGCUGACGGUGCCGUGACAGCCCCGUGAUGCGAUUGUCACUAACGUAAGCUGCGGAGUCCAUGCCAGGCGCCCAGUGUGUUCCACGACGGGCUUUGUGACCUCCCGUUGUUUCACCCUUAACUGACAACCUCCAGCAAAGCCUCCAGCUAGCGAUAUAAGGGAUGUUUUUUAACUUUUAAAAUUGCCAUUUAAAUUUAGCUAUUCUGUUGACGACAAGACACGUAGGUCUUCGUGUAAGUUUAUUCAGGGUUAGUAAUUCAGUGGUGCCGAAAGCGUCGCAUCUGGUUUUCUGACGCAGAGAGCUUUGAACCUGAGACAGUCCGACAGGCUCCAUGGAUGCUUCCAGGCAGGUGGCGAGACACACCCCUCCUCCUCUGGGGAGCGCCGUGUGCUGUGGGUGGGGGCGGGAGGAGUGACCCCAACAUGCGAGUUUCUGAGCCUCCAAAGGUGACCUCAAAGGGUCGUUUGGACGGCUGACCUUUUGGUGCGACACUUUGCACCUCUGGUGUGUUAGCAAGGUCUCAGCUCCCAACAGCCUUCGGGGAUUUAUGUGCCCAGAGGAAGGGGCAUUGGACUUGAAGAAACUACAUCAGACUGAGCCACAAGUCAGCCAGAACUUUCUCUUCCCUCUGGUAUGUCGCUGUGACGUGGCUCUAAGCUAAUCUCUUCAUAAACAGCUACAACGUCCUCGGGGCGGCAGCCACGCUCCAUUCCCGCUCUGAAGGUUCGGUUCUCACUCUGUUGUGUUCAGGAUGCCACGUCACACUAAGGCACAGCCAAGUACCGUCCCAGGUCAUCGAAACCAGAGUACGCUUCAGAGUCCUGCAUCCAGGGCUGUGAAAACAGAUGAGGCUGCAAACUGCCUGCUCAGUCUGUUCCCCACAUUCUGGUCUCACAUUUCUUUGGAUGCGACGUGCACUCCCCCACCCCGCCACCCCCAGCACCGCGUUCAUUGUGCAUGCUCGUUUUUGUUCCUGUUUCGGAGGCUCACUGACCGUGCAGUACAGUUCUGGUUUCACCACAUCACUUCUGGGGGUUCUUAACGUUGCUCUUACUGAUGGUGGUGAAGCGGGCUGUGCAGAGUGAUAGAUUUUCACUCACUUAAUCCACAUCUACGGGUCUCGCUGUUCUCAGUGACUGGUCACUUUCUCUAGGUCACAUUCACUUUUCUUGGAAAAGUGGCGUUGUCUCCCCUCACUGCCCGCGGAGCCUCUUCCCCACUGGGAAUUACCAUCAUACGGUCUGAGCUCCAGCAUGGGGUGAGGCGGACAGAAUGCCCCGUAAACCGGCACUCAGGUGUUUCCUGCAAAUGCAUGAUUUUUUCGAAUUUCUUGUUUUUGAAGCCAGCCGGUAAUCUUCCCUAUCGGCAUCAGGAACUCUGUUACACUGCUUCUCCAUCCUAAUAUAGUUACAUGUUAUCUCUCUGAAAUGUUUCUAAAUUUAGAGCUUCCACUGUCCCACGUUUCUGGUAUGGCCCACACUCCGCUUGUCUCAUAUAUACUCUGAUUAUGUCAUGGCUGUACGUAUGCAUAUUGGUUUGUUGUUUCGAGCACCUUUUUCUACUUACUGCAAAGUUCAUGAUUAAUACUCUUCUACAGAUUCUUCUAUAAAGUUUAAUUCCUUUAGAAAAGAUGGUACUGAGGCCUGUACUGACAUAAAAUGAUUCGUAUUUUG